CGCUGAGAAGUGGGGCAAACUGAAGGCUGCAGCUGUCACACACCCAACACAGACCGAGGGCCGUCCACAUGAGCCACUGCAACACGGUGUUCAGGAAGACCCCUGCAAGAGCUAGCAUGCUGAGAAGAGGCCGGAGCAGCAGAGCUCGACAUGUGGCCUGGAGCGACGCACGGCAGGACACAGAUGUCACGGCAGCUGUCCACGCCACCGACAGGGAGGAGCGGGAGAGCCGAGCCGUGACACAGAUCAGCGGCUUGGAGUCGGAGAUGGAUCACCUGGUCGGACCCGGAGCCGGCUCUGAGGUCGUGGCCCUGGGGAAGCGUGAGUCGUUCUCCCUCUGUGAGCCGCAGGAGGAGCUGAGUCCGGAUCUAUGGGCUGCUGACGACUGCGUCUGCAGGGAGGAGGACCAGGAUUUCGACUGGGUGUGGGACGAGCACUGUAAGUCCUCCGGAGCCUCGCUCAGCUGCCACGACAGGAAGGUGAGCUUCCACUCGGACUACAGCUGCGGCACCGCCGCCAUCCGCGGCACCAGGGCGCUGACGGACGGCCAGCACUACUGGGAGGUGCAGAUGACCUCCCCCGUCUACGGCACAGAUGUGAUGGUGGGGGUUGGAACAUCCGAGGUGAACCUGGACAAGUUUAAAUACAGCUUUGGCAGCCUGCUGGGCCACGACGAAGACAGCUGGGGCCUCUCCUACACAGGUCUGCUCCAACACAAAGGAGACAAAGUGAAAUUCUCCCCUCGGUUCGGCCAGGGCUCCAUCAUAGGCGUUCACCUGGACACGUGGCACGGCACGCUCACCUUCUACAAGAACCGCCACUGCAUCGGUGUCGCUGCCACCAGGCUGCAGAGCAAGCGGUUCUACCCCAUGGUGUGCUCCACGGCCGCCAAGAGCAGCAUGAAGGUGGUCUGUGCCCGCUACACCCCCACCUCCCUGCAGUACCUCUGCUGCGCCCGGCUGCGCCAGGUCCUGCCCUGUUGUCCGGACGUGGCCGAGGCCCUGCAGCUGCCCCCCGGCCUGCGGACCGUCCUGCAGACGCAGCUCGGCUGGCUGUUCGCCCUCAGCAGCGGCGCCGGCCCAUCCGAGGAGGAGAGCCACAUGCCCGACGCCACCGAGCGGACCGGCGUGCCUUCAGGCCCGGGCCCCGGGUCCGUCCCGAGCGCUGGUGCCGACCCGUACCCUGAAACAGCCCCCCGGUACCACCGCCCCUGCCACACGUCUCCUCAGCAUCCCCCCGCAGCCUGCCACUGCCCUCCGACUCCACCGAGCAGCGACUACGACAGCUGCUGCUCCGACCCGGAGGAUUAUCAGUGCAAAAGGUGCCGCUGGACGUGACCCGGCUGUUUGCUCCACAGCUUAUUCUACCGCUGCCAUCACUGAGGAUUCCCGGCUUUUAUUUAACAUUUAACAGCAUCAGCGCUCCUGUUUCUCUUUUUUUUAAUUUAAAACAUCCCGAGUCGGGAAGCGGGAAUAAGCAAAAACUCUAUUGCUAAUUUAGCCAAUUUGUCUUAUUCAAAGUGUCAUAUCUUGUAUUUAGAGGUUGUUUUAGUUAAAAUGCCACAUUCAAUGCCUUUGGAAAAGGCAAAACCAAAGAGAGGAAACGUUGAUUAUUCUCAGGGAUAGACUCUAAGGGAAGAGAUUCUUUUUAAUACCAUAAAACUCUUUUUAUAAGUGUUUUUUUUUUAUCCAUCUUUGAACUGAUCAUGAGAUAAUUGUGCUGAUUCUUACUGGUUUUCUAUUUAUUGCUACACCUCUGUUAACUUUUACAAUCCUGUAAAAUAAAUCCAGAAAUUACAUUUUUU
This is a messenger RNA of Fundulus heteroclitus (mummichog), 1804 nucleotides long. Its product is annotated as SPRY domain-containing SOCS box protein 3. The coding region runs from base 69 to 1337 and encodes 422 amino acids. Gene Ontology annotation, biological process: proteasome-mediated ubiquitin-dependent protein catabolic process. Gene Ontology annotation, molecular function: protein binding. The transcript is spliced from 7 exons. The record is from RefSeq and is a predicted model, not a curated record. Lineage: Eukaryota; Metazoa; Chordata; Actinopteri; Cyprinodontiformes; Fundulidae. Gene Ontology annotation, cellular component: SCF ubiquitin ligase complex.